AUGGAGGUCAAUAACACAGAAGGAAGCCCACUGAUGCGUGUUAGGACGCGACAGUCAUAUAAAAUGUUGGUCUCCAGGCUCUAUGGACAGUGUCAUAUAGACAGUGGACUCGACAUGGCAAGUACAGUCGUACUACUCUUCACUGCCUACUUGCUAGCAGUAGCGUUAUGUGCACCUGCGCAAGAGCAAAAAGAACUUCUGAAUGAAAAAGAAGACCUACAAACUGCAGCAUCUCAUUGGGGAGGUUACGGCUAUGGCGGCUACGGACACUUUGGUCAUUAUUACCCGUUCUACGGUGGCUACGGCUACGGAUGGGGAUAUCCAGGAUAUGGACACUAUUACGGAAGCUAUCCCUAUGGAUUUUACGGACAUCACGGAUACUGGUGG
Molecule: messenger RNA, 387 nt
Organism: Brenthis ino (lesser marbled fritillary)
Lineage: Eukaryota; Metazoa; Arthropoda; Insecta; Lepidoptera; Nymphalidae
Source: the annotation of a GenBank genome assembly